AUGCUGCUUAAAGUGGUUUCUCUACCUCUCGCUUUACAGUUAUUGACUCAUGAGGAGUCAGUUUUUGAAGAACUGUUGCGAGGCUCAAUAGAGCCACUCAAGUCGUCUUGGAGCUGUAAUAACGUUGUUGCUGUUUUGUCCACUGCGGCUUUGGAGCCAGUGGGUUUUACGAUCUUGAGAGACCUAGCCCCUCACUUCUUAUCAAAAGUAUUAACUGAUAUUUGCACAAAGUUAGAAGAUCCUCACAAUUUUCAUGAUCCUUGGGAAGAUUGUGUUGUAAAAGAGUUUUUACACAUCCUAAGACUAUUGUCGUUGAACAGCUUGUGCUUCAUCGCUCUAUUGGAUGAUACAAGUCAAGAAAUUUCAUCUAGCGAAGACAGUCACCCCAGUAAUUUAUGGGAAUUAUUACAACAUUCUGUAAACUCUAAUUCACCAUAUCACUGCCUUGCGCUUAUGGCGCUGAACGUUUUCCUCGAUAGCUUGGAUGCAAAUAUUUUUUUGAAGCACGUACUGAAUUAUCAGGAACUACUCCUCAAUCUUCAAGAAACGUGUAUCAUCGAGAUAGAAAGCGAUGGCGAACUUAAAACAAUAUAUGCAAUUGAUGAGGCAGGUUUCCUUCGCCACAAAGUACUUUUGAAAUCCUAUUGCAUUAUAAGUAAAUUCAUUGGUGAUACAGAAGUGCUAGAGCAGACAGAAUUGUUUUCUAAAUUACCGCCUCCUGUGAAAUUUGAUGUGGAAAAACUUUGCCCCACCAUACCCUUACAUUCAGAAUUAGGAAGAUUUCUCCAAGAAAAUAAGCCUGGACUCAGAGAUAAUGGAUGGGUGUCACAAGCGAGGAAGGCUCAUAAGAUUUCUAGUAAAGAACCAAUACAACAUUCCGUCGUGAUUAAUCUACUUGAUCAAAUGCAAAAGGCAGUUCCUGAAUUAGAAUUGACAAACCAUUUCGAGUGGCCAGUGCAUAAUGAUCACGACACACUGAUGCCCCAAGAAGUUUACGGCAUUGAAUUAACUUUGCUGUACGCAGAACAAAAUCGGCUUAUGAAAGUUACGUCACUUGCGAAAACAAACUUGAAAAUUUUCUUGAAAGAGGUUCACGGAUUCAUUAAGUAUUACGGGUGGAAAAAAAAUUUUGAAGGAUUUGACUGGUUCAUUGCAAGUGUUUUUAUUAUUUGUGAUGGAGAUAUGGACAGGUGUAAAACUUUCAUCACGCAAAUAGUUCAAUUCCCAUCGAUUAUGUACAUUUGGCCUAUGCUAGGAAAAGCUGUGAGUCGUGAACAGAAUUUACCUGUAAACUUUCAAACCACAUUCUCACAUCUCCUGGAAAAUAUCGUUGCAAAUGAAUUGCCUAGCAUCAAAUACGCUUUAAAGAACAACUGCGGUACAGACUGGUGGAUUAUUUGUGAUGAAAUCAUAUCUCAAUGUUUCUGGAGGAUACUACCAUGGUGCGAAAUCAUACAUUUGCUAACCAUUUGUAUUUUGUAUCCAGCUGACUAUCCAUUGUAUUACUGUACAUCGUUGUUGCACUACAGUCAAAACCAACUUUUAGAAGAUGUAACUGCUGGAAAAAUGUGGCCAGAACAUAUGGAUUUAACUGACUAUCGAUCUGGAAAUCAUUUACAAUUGAUGGAUCUUUUAUCGAAACGGUAUCGCAAUAUGACUUUGCCCCUGCUUACAUACCAAGAGGCAGCGUUAGUUACAUGAUUUCCUAUCUAUCUACCAAGACCGAACUUCUUCCAGAAGUAAUAACAAGUACUGCAAUAAGCACAAUACUUUAAUAUGACAAUCAUUUAAUUAAGCACAGUGUACGCAGGAAAUUACAAUAAAAUGUAUGUUGAUUACUGUUA
Messenger RNA from Neodiprion fabricii, 1844 nucleotides. RefSeq names its product protein broad-minded-like. The record is from RefSeq and is a predicted model, not a curated record. Bases 1 to 1701 code for a protein of 566 amino acids. Lineage: Eukaryota; Metazoa; Arthropoda; Insecta; Hymenoptera; Diprionidae. The transcript has 7 exons.